Paramisgurnus dabryanus is the source of this 1241-nucleotide messenger RNA. RefSeq lists its product as uncharacterized. NCBI's taxonomy places the organism in Eukaryota, Metazoa, Chordata, Actinopteri, Cypriniformes, Cobitidae. The record is from RefSeq and is a predicted model, not a curated record.
UUUAUUUUGAAAAAACAUAUUACCGUAAUGUGUAGUUUAUGCACACACACAUCAAUAUAUCGUGCUGUUUUUCCGUAUUAACCCAAUGGAUCGUUUAAUCGUCUUCUGCUUUGUACUGAUCAUGGACGGUGUGUUUGGUGCUAAUUUUACAGUGUCAGUGAUGAAGGGAGAUGAUGUCACUCUGUCCAUUAAUGCUGGUGAAAUAGAGGGAAAUGAAAUGCUACAGUGGAAGUUUGAAAACAAGGAUAUAGCACUCUUUGAUUUAGAAGUGAAAACUGAUCCACCGGAGUACCCUGAUAAGAGAUUCACAGACAGACUAAAUCUGGACCCUCAGACUGGAUCUCUCACCAUCAACAACAUCAGAACUGAAGACAGUGGAGAAUAUCAGCUGAAGAUCAGGGGCAUCAGAGAUAAAGACUUCAAGACAUUAAAGACAUUCAGUGUUACUGUCACUGAAGUGGAGUCAGUAUCAGUGAUGGAGGGCGGAUCUGUCUAUCUGGACACCAAAACCAAAACACAGGCAUAUGAUGUGAUAGAAGUGAAGUUUAAAAACACACUCAUAGCUAAAUUGGACAGAAGAAUCAGUCCCAUCCCAGAUCCUGUCCUUGAUGAGGGAUUCAAAGGCAGGCUGCAUGUGGAUUUGUUUGGUUCUCUCAUCAUUACACAGAUCACAACUGAAGACUCUGGAACUUAUGAUGUACACAUCACUAACAGCAAUCGUAUCAUUCACAAGAGAUUCACUCUUACUGUCACUGCCAUUGAAUCCACUUCGAGGUCACGUUGGGAGACAGCUGGUCCAGUACUAGUGAGCUUGCUGGUGAUAACUGUGAUAGGCCUGUUGUCAUAUAUAAUAUACAUCAAGAAACAUCCAGAUAAUCAGAACUACAACUACAAUCAGCAGAGAUCCAGCAGCAACAGCACAAUAGAUCAUAAUCAUAGGAUCUGGCUGAUGUCCUCCUGAUAGAGUAUAAACAACAACAACAACAACAACACAUCUUGCACCUGGUGGAUUUUUUGCAGUCGUAGUGAUACGGACAGUAGAAGAAACUGAGAAAUAUAAAGAGAAUCACAAAAGGAUGAAUAAAUCAACAGUGAAUAAAAGUGUUGUUUUAUUUGUUAGUGAGAGAUGCUGAUGGAUUUUGUGUAGACUCACCAAUGCUGACAGUAGAAGCAGCUGACAAAUACACAGAACAGAAAUGUGAAUAAAUCAACAUUAAUAAAAGUUUUAUUUUAUUUGUCAA